UAUUCAGAGAGAGUGUGAAACCCCUCCCCAGAUCACAGCAUGUCACCAAAAGAUUCAAAGGGGAGAGGGAGGCAGACACAGAGACAGAAAGAAAGGAGAGGUCCUCGUCUAACACUGAUCUGGACAGCGAUUCCCUUGUUGACCAUGGUGGGCAGGUGGAUCCUCCUGACGCUCGCUCUGUACCUCUCUGUUAUCGUGGUCCUGUCAAAACCACCUUGUACCAAUGGAUUUUACCAUGUGAAGCAAAACUGCAUUGAUAAUAAUGAAUGUGCUGUUGACGAGGAUUAUCCUGAUGACAUUGGGCCAUGUGGAGAAGAUUCUCUCUGUAUCAACACAUUUGGCAGUUUCUACUGCCAAUGUAAAGAUGGUUUCAGAUCAUCAACGCAUGCUGUGAAUUUUUCAGCCGAAACAUCUGCAACAUGUAAAGAUAUCAAUGAGUGUUUGGAAGACCCAGACAUCUGUGGACGUAAUGCCAACUGUUUUAACACAAGUCCAUAUUAUUCCUGCAUUUGUGGUGAUGGAUUCAUCUCAACUACUGGAGUGGAAAUGUUUCACAAUGGCGACAACAUUACAUGUAGAGACAUUGAUGAAUGCCAAGAGGACGAUGUUUGUGGUCAGCAUGCGACAUGCGUCAACACACCAGGCAGUUAUCAUUGUGUCUGCAAUGCUGGCUAUAAAAAGAAAUCCGGCAAAUCAGACAUCUCUGGGAAUCAGGAGCAAUGUGAAGACAUUUGUAUGAUUGAUAAGACAAUCUGUGGAAAUGGAACCUGCCACCGUGGAGCCAGCGGCCAUUACUGUGCAUGCCACCCAGGGUUCACUAACUAUGGCAACAAUGGAUCUCGCUGCUCUGCGUUAAACUGCGAUGAUUUCAAUGAAGAUAUGAACAAUCUGACUGAGAAAUUUCCCGCUGCAUAUAACCUUGUGGUGGAGUUGAAAAAGAGUUUGCUAGAGUUUACAGAGAGUGAGAGUCCAACAGAAUUUUAUGGAGAAGACCUAUUAAAGAGGCUGUUGUCCUUGAUUGACGAGCUCUUGUCCAGUGGACCCUUCAAUGAUAACAGGAAAGUCUCCACCUUUCUGGACAUUGUGGAGAACGCCCUGAGGCUGAUAGGACCCUUCAUACAGACCCCAGGGACAAAUAUAUCCUCCAUUCACACAGAGCUGGAGCUGCGGGUACAUAAGGGGGCUGACUUACCCCGAGGGGCUGUGACUGUAUCAUCUAAGCAUGCUCGUGUGCACAUGCAGUUGGAGACAGCUGCAGGAGAACCCUCCUAUUACCCCGGCUUUACAACACUUUCCUUGCUGAGCUACGGAAACCUGGAAGACUCUGCAGACGGCUUCUUCGGUGAGAUGAAACCACCAGAGAAUCAAAACUUUAAAAUCAACUCCAAAGUGGUGACUGCCACCGUCAGUAACAGAAACACAAGCCACCUCAGCGAGCCCAUCAAGCUGACUUUCUACCACCUGACACAGUUAAAUAAAACUACCCACUGUGUGUUCUGGAAUUCCUCGGAGGAAGGAGGUGCAUGGUCUGCUCGUGGCUGCAGUGUGGUGGAGUCCAACGCUGAAUACACUGUGUGUUCCUGCACCCAUCUUAGCAGCUUUGCUGUGCUCAUGGCACUCUAUGAGAUGGAGGAUAAGUUUGAGCUGCAGCUGAUCACCUGGUUGGGUCUCUGCCUUUCACUAAUCUGCCUGCUCUUCUGCAUCCUGACGUUCUCAUUUAUCCGCUCCAUCAAAAGCCCAAGAACCACCAUCCACCUGCACUUGUGCAUCAACCUCUUCAUUGCCAUACUUAUCUUCCUCGCUGGCAUCUCCCGUACGGAGAACCGGGUUGGCUGUGCAGUGGUCGCAGGGCUGCUGCAUUUCUUCUACCUGGCAGCAUUUUGCUGGAUGUGUCUGGAGGGCAUCCAACUCUUCAGGAUGGUGGUCCUGGUCUUUAACACCAACUUCAGAACCUUGUACAUGCUGGCAGGUGGCUAUGGAGUCCCAGCUGUUAUUGUCGCCAUCUCUGCCUUAGCUAAUCCCAAAGGAUAUGGCACUGAAAGAUAUUGUUGGUUAAACCUGAAAUUCAUCUGGAGUUUCCUGGGCCCCGCCUGUUUCAUCAUCAUUGUAAACAUCUUCUUCUUUCUGAUCACAGUCUGGAAAUUGGCACAGAAGCUCUCGAGUUUAAACCCUGACCUGGACAAUUUGCAGAAAAUAAAGACAUUCACCAUCACUGCAGUGGCUCAGAUGUGUGUGUUGGGCACCAUGUGGAUCUUUGGAUGUUUCCAGUUUGAGGAGCACACUAUAGCCAUGUCUUACCUAUUCACCAUCCUUGGCAGCCUUCAGGGGGUUCUGCUCUUCAUCAUGCACUGUUUGUUUUCCAAACAGGUUAGGGAAGAAUAUGGAAACAUCCUCUCUAGAUGUUGCGCACCUCAGAAGAAAAGCUACUCAGAGUUCAGCUACUCCAACUCCAGCAAAGCACAUGCAUCCAAGAGCACCCAGGACACAGGAGAGUCUCACAUCUGAGGAGCAACACAAUGACUCAGGAGCAAAGUCUGACUUUUUUUCUACACUGUCAUUAGUGGCCGAUGCACAAGUUCGCUUUACUGUCAAAUGCUGUAAAUAGUGUCCUUCUUUAACACGAGCUGGCCUUUGUAUUUUUGACCUAUGAAACAAUUGAUUGUUAUCAGCUAAAACCUAUGAAAGAUUCCCUUUUAAAAAAGUACGUGUUGGUGUGUUUUACCACAGAUUAUUUGGUCAUCAACUGAAUAUCUCCAAAUGUUUAAAUUUCUCAUGGAGGGAAAAAAUGAUGAUUUAUCAGAUACAUUUUGUUGUGUCAUCCAUGUACUUUAUUCAACCCACAGAGAUAAUCUUAAAGAUAUUUUAAGAGGCAAGCACUUUCUUUCAUCCACAUUAUGUAUUUAAAAUUCUCACGUGACUGAAAAAGGACAAUUAUGAUACAGAGAUGGAUUUUAAAUGUAUGUUUGUGUAUAUUGCUGGGUAAAUCAAUAUGUAUUAAUAUUUGACUGCAUUACCUCUCCAUUCAACAUGCUGUAUUGUACCUGAACAUUUGAUUUUAAAACUUUUUAUUAUUUACUAUGCUCAAAUAAGUUUCAAAACUUGAAUUUUCUUAUUGAAAAAAAUACUUAAUGUCGCAAUCUCACAAUUUAUAUUUGCUGUAUUUUUAUAUUCUCUC
Messenger RNA from Scophthalmus maximus (turbot), 3175 nucleotides. RefSeq names its product adhesion G protein-coupled receptor E1. Gene Ontology annotation, biological process: cell surface receptor signaling pathway; adenylate cyclase-activating G protein-coupled receptor signaling pathway. Bases 40 to 2505 code for a protein of 821 amino acids. Gene Ontology annotation, molecular function: calcium ion binding; G protein-coupled receptor activity. NCBI's taxonomy places the organism in Eukaryota, Metazoa, Chordata, Actinopteri, Pleuronectiformes, Scophthalmidae. The record is from RefSeq and is a predicted model, not a curated record. Gene Ontology annotation, cellular component: membrane. The transcript has 20 exons.